Hydatigera taeniaeformis is the source of this 1038-nucleotide messenger RNA. The record is from the annotation of a GenBank genome assembly. NCBI's taxonomy places the organism in Eukaryota, Metazoa, Platyhelminthes, Cestoda, Cyclophyllidea, Taeniidae.
AUGAUGGACUCUGACUCCGAUAUUGUGCCCGUGGCAAUCACUGAAGACGUUCAAAAGGCCCGUCAAGAUUACCAGUCCCUCUUGUCUGAAGCUUCCCGAGUACUAUCAGCCUACGCUAAGAAGUUUAAAUCGAGUAUUGAAAAAUCGCGGCCUUUCUAUGAGAAUCAAGCAAAGAAGAAGAAAUUGCUUGUGGAUUUGCAACUGAAUUCUGAAGCCUUCAGUACUCUCCGGACAGAGCACGAUGAGGCGGUGUCUAUUUUGAAGUCCUACAAUAUUGAUGUUGCUAAGUUUGUGGAAGGGGAGGAAUCAAAGCUAGAAGCGGUUAACGCCGCUGUACAAAAGGUUAACAAAACCAAAAUGGAAUUGAAUGAGCUCAAAAAGAAACACAAGGAAGUUCUUGCUCAGUGCUCCAUUAUCGAGGAAGAUCUUCGCCUUCAUCGCAGUCGUAUGGGCACGGCUAUUCGUAGGUCACAGCCCUACUUCGACAUGCAGGAUGCUUACAAUCGAAAGAUGGAGGACGCAAAACAGGUGAUCGAUCGGCUAACUGUGGAGGUGAAGUCGGCAAAGUUGCUCUAUGCUAAGACCAUGAGUAGUUUGGAGGCGAUUUCGAACCGAAUUCAUGAAUCUCGUCGUCUUGGUCAUUGGCUCAAUUCACCUCUCACCUCCCCACGAACCCGUGGUGUCGGUGCUGAAGUUUCCAACUCGUCCAGUGAGGGAGCAAGAGCAGUCGCGACACCGACACUGUCGGAUGUGGGAAGAAGGGAGGGAAUCAGCGCUUCUGUCUCCCUUCCUAGCUCGCCACGCCACACGCCCCCCGGUCAAGCCGACACUGAUACAGAAGCAGAUUCUGAGGUAACGAGGAGACCAGCAUUCUUGGAAUCUUACGUUGCUACCCUUCGCAAAUCGGCAGCGAGUCCUUUGCCUCUUGACGUGGUUUCGGCUCUUCAUUCUUGCUCUGUGGAACCCGAAUUUCGAAUCACACAAUCGAAAGAUCUCAGCAUUCGCGGAGUCAAAGCCUCUGAACGGCGGUCUCGUUGA